CCACCUCACAAGUCCCCUAACAAGACCCCUUUGUGUCAUUUGGUAUACAGGCAACUCAAACGAGCUUAUAAUUGCGGUUGCCAGAAAAGAAUUACCUACAUACUCGUGAUUCAAGUAGAAUUCUGCUCAAACUACAAGUGCCAUCGGUUCUAUCAGCGAUUGCGUUCAUCAAACUCUCACCAGCUACAUAAUCCUCCGGAACCGACGCUAAAACAUCAAGCCACUUUAGACUGACUGGACGGAAUCAACUGUCGCACAAUGACGGCGAAGAAACGCGUCCCUCUCCCCAAUUCUCGACCACAUAAACGUAAACAUGCGUGCCUUGCAGAUUCAUCGCCGCCUACGGAAGAUCCGGCCAAGUCAGAUCCAGCAAAACGCAAGAGAGGGAAGACGAAAGCUAUUACAAGUUGCGAGAGAUGUAGGCAUGCUCACAUCAAGUGCGUCGCAAGGGGUCCGAGAGAGCCUUGCGAAAACUGCGCAAAGCGGUCAAUAAGUACCUGCAGCUUCACGCAGCCCUCAAGGCUCAGGAGCUACGGAUGAUGGCAGCAACUGCCCUGGCGUACUUAAAGACGCAACAAAUUUAAUCUCGAACCUUGGCAUCGUCAAAAUUUCAUCAACGGUGCUAUAACAGGCGGUCCUAAAAUUCAUUUGCAUGUUCAUCGCGAUGUUUUAAUAGUGCAGUGGAUAUUUGGGAUAUAUCUAAAAGUUUGAGAAGAUCGGGGGGGAUAGAAUGUAGCAAGGGAAGAAGUGCGAAUACAUCGUGACGAGACUUUGCC
Annulohypoxylon truncatum is the source of this 776-nucleotide messenger RNA. RefSeq lists its product as uncharacterized. The transcript is spliced from 2 exons. Gene Ontology annotation, molecular function: zinc ion binding; DNA-binding transcription factor activity, RNA polymerase II-specific. Bases 259 to 540 code for a protein of 93 amino acids. Gene Ontology annotation, biological process: regulation of DNA-templated transcription. The record is from RefSeq and is a predicted model, not a curated record. Lineage: Eukaryota; Fungi; Ascomycota; Sordariomycetes; Xylariales; Hypoxylaceae.